Messenger RNA from Plasmopara halstedii, 339 nucleotides. RefSeq lists its product as uncharacterized. Bases 1 to 339 code for a protein of 112 amino acids. Lineage: Eukaryota; Oomycota; Peronosporomycetes; Peronosporales; Peronosporaceae. The transcript is spliced from 2 exons. The record is from RefSeq and is a predicted model, not a curated record.
AUGCAAGCUAUCUCAAGUGACUGCUGCCAACAGCAGGAUUCUGCUGUUAAUUCUGCCAGCCAAGUCGAAUUUGGAAAGAAUCAGGCCCAAAUUAAUCAUGGAAAGAUAGCAGCACUGAUUCUUGCAGGUGGGCGAGAUUCCUCGUGUGCGUCCAAAACUGAUAUUAUUCCAGUUUUGCAUUUGUUUCAUGAUACUCGCUACAGCGCUGCUCAGCUUGAGACAUCCCCAGAGGUUUCGAACCAGAUCUCUGGAUUGUUGCAGGGACUGGCCGGCUGCGAGUUAUUAAAAUUUGUUUCUCUGCUUGAAAUAGAGUUGCUUACAUCUCUUUGGUUCUUAUAA